ACACCCGACAGUCCUACAGCGCACUCGUACAGAGAACCCUCGCUCAACCCACCAUGCGCGGACCCACCGCCAAAAGCUGAAGCGCCAUAGAAAUCUCUCCCAACCACAACCCCAGCUCCGCAUUCCCCCAAUGACUAACCUCGCCGGCGAUCGGCGACACUAUCCCCCACCUCCUCCCUCUCCGCUAGCCACUGACCGCCACUACAUGGGCCCCUCAUCCUCCUCAACCGCCGCCUCCCUCAAAGGUUGCUGCUGCUCCCUCUUCCUCCUCCUCAUCUUCCUCACCCUUCUUGCCAUCGCCAUCGCCCUCAUCAUCAUAUUUGCCGUCCGCCCCAAGAAGCCCGAGUUCGAUCUCCAGCGAGUCGGCGUAGAGUACCUUCUGGUCGCCCCCACCGAAGGGAUUUCCCCACCUCCGGCGUAUCCGGCAGCCUACCUUUCGCUGAACACUACGCUGCUGUUCACCGCAGUGAAUCCGAACAAGGUAGGGAUAAAGUACGGCGCGGCGGAUUUGUACGUUUUGUACCGCGGCGUGCCGCUUGGGAUCGCGGUGGUGCCGGGUUUUGAGCAGCCGGAGCACAGUACGCGGCUGGUUGAAUCGAGAGUGAGCGUGAGCCGAUUCAAUGUGCUUCAAGCUGAUGCGGUGGAUCUAGUACGCGACGCCUCUGUUAAUGAUCGAGUUGAGCUGCGGGUCACCGGCGAUGUUGGAGCCAAGAUCAGGCUGCUAGGGUUUACUACACCUAGGGUUCAGGUGGGUGUCGCGGGGUCAUCUCUAUCAUGCGCGCGCAGCGGUGUCAGUGGACUGUGUCAUUGUGAUCAGUCCAAGGAGACAGUCGCUCAGUUACAAACAGUGCGGCGUCGAUGGGCUAAAUCUUUAAUUAUUUUUCAAAAUAACUUAUUUUCUUAAUUGUUUUUUUUUUUCUUAAGCUUCGUCCGUUUGGUAGCGCUGUCGCGGUAGCUUUUGGGCAACGCGAAGUGGGGGCCACGGCCUUUAAUUUUUCACUUUAUUACUUUUUUUUUUCUUUUUUUUUUUUAUUUAUGGAAUUUUAUUGCUUUAUCGGCCGACUGCAGCGGUAAGCUUACAGCGAGUGACGGCAUCGCGAUCUUGAUCGGACGGUCGAAUUCUAUCCUAUUUAUGGAAGUGUAAUGUUAGGCCUUAAAUUUUGAAUUAAAUUUAAUGUAAUUCAAAAGUUAUGUCAUGAUACUUGCCUUUCUUAAAAGUGGUGGAAGCCAGAUGAAAAGUGCCUGCAGUUGCUUAACUAUGGCGAUUUUUUUUUUUUUUUUACUUUUUUUUAGGAAUAUUUACAUGCA
Molecule: messenger RNA, 1308 nt
Organism: Phalaenopsis equestris
Lineage: Eukaryota; Viridiplantae; Streptophyta; Magnoliopsida; Asparagales; Orchidaceae
Exons: 2
Coding region: 131-904 (257 amino acids)
Cellular component (GO): plasma membrane
Source: RefSeq, a predicted model, not a curated record